Molecule: messenger RNA, 1475 nt
Organism: Elgaria multicarinata webbii
Lineage: Eukaryota; Metazoa; Chordata; Lepidosauria; Squamata; Anguidae
Gene: VMA12
Product: transmembrane protein 199
Exons: 7
Coding region: 1-819 (272 amino acids)
Biological process (GO): vacuolar proton-transporting V-type ATPase complex assembly
Cellular component (GO): endomembrane system
Source: RefSeq, a predicted model, not a curated record
AUGCCCCGCGCGCUGCCCCCCUCGACCGGCAUCCUUUGCGCGGGGGCCGCUCUAGGCGACGCCCGCCGCAGAGAGCGCACUUCCGGUUUCUUCCUUCACCCCCACAGAGUUAAGAAAAUGGUAGAGUGGCCCCGCCGGCUACGGAACGAGGCGCCCUCUCUUCCCCUUUCUCUGCUCUAUGGCCCCGCCCUCCAACCCGUCGCCGGACGUCACGUGACCCCGCCCCUCAAGAUGGCGGCCUCCCUGCGAGCUGGAGAGCCGCUGCGCCGGGCCGUGUCGGGCUCCGGGCUGAGGGGGCUGUCGGAGGAGCUGCGCGCCGAGCUGGGGGCGGCGCUGGCCGAGGGCGACCCCCGCCUGCCCUUCGCGCUCGCCCGGAAUCUCCACCUGGCCCUGCGGGAGGCGGGUUCUCAAGUAUAUCUUCAUGAACUGCUGGAGGGCAGUGAGAUCUUCCUUCCUGAAGUGAAAAAGCCUCCCAGGAAUCCAGAAUUAGAGGCCCGGCUGGAGAAGAUCAAGGCAAAGCUAGCCAACGAGGAGUACAAGAAGAUAACAAGGAACAUCAAUUGCCAGGAACUGAACCGCUAUGGCACUCUGGCUGAUCUUGGAAGGCAAGUCAGGUCCACCAAAGCCCUGUAUGUCACCAUAUUCAACUUCAUUGUCACCGUGGGAGCUGCAUUCGCCUGCACUUUUCUGGGUAGCCAGUACGUCUUCACGGAUAUGGCACCGCGUGUCUUGUCGGCUGUGAUCGUGGCCUCCGUGGUGGGUUUGGCAGAGCUGUACGUGAUGGUGCGGACAAUGGAAGGGGAGCUUGGGGAGCUGUAGGCCAAUGGCUUUCCUUGUCUGGGUGCCCAGAAACCCCUUCCUGGCUCACUUCUGCGGCUCUCCCACCUUGCUGCUAGUCUUGGAUCUGAAGAGGCGGGGUCAGCGGCGGCCAGAGAUCCUCCAUAACUCCCGGGAAGAACCGCAGAAGGAGGAGGGGACCAGCUCCUUGCAUCUUGUCCUCCAGCCAGCUGUUCACUACAGACAAAACCUUUUGCUAUCACACGAUCACUCCCUUGGUCCUGUGUAAGGCAAGGGCCCCAGACAUUGGCAUGCAGGCCCCUCUCCUUCCUCUCGCACGUGUAGCCUAGGUUGUUGGUCACAGCUGCCCAGGGCUUCCCUACAGCAAUCGAAGCUGCAAGGGGGCAUAAGUGGGAAAGCGGCUUCUCGCCAGGGAUGGACAAUCCUGCUUUAUGUCCUCGUCACUCCUAGUCACCGAAGGACAUCGUUCUGCUCAAAGACCUGGCCCCCCCAGGCACCCGCAAAGGCUCCAGGGCUGUUCCCGCUCUCCUUUGACACUCUCUCUCAACCUGGCCUGGGACUCGUCCUUCAGUUAUGACAGUGAACCUGGCAACCAGCUACUUCCCCAAGCCCCUUCUGUCUCGUGUAGAAAAGUGUGCUUCUACUACUGUGUGCAAUAAACUAUCUGACCAAAAGAA